AUGACAUCCAACAUGCCUUCUGCUGCUAAUCCUCUUCUUAAUGCCCAUAUUACGGCUCCUGCUGCUAAUGCUACACCUAUUAGUCGUUCCCCUCGUUCCCCUAACGCUCCUACUCGUCCUGCUGCUGCUUUGGAAGAUCCUAAGAAUGUAACUACUGCUGCUUUUGUUUUAAAAGAUGGAACCAGUUUCCAGGGUAUUUCAUUUGGUUCUGAAACAAAGAGUAUUUCCGGUGAAUGUGUCUUCCAAACUGGUAUGGUCGGUUAUCCUGAAUCUUUGACCGAUCCUUCUUACCGAGGCCAAAUAUUAGUAAUUACUUUCCCUUUGGUUGGUAAUUAUGGUGUACCCUCUCGUACUGAAAUGGACGAGUUAUUAAAGGAUAUACCUAAACGAUUCGAAUCUAACCAAAUUCAUAUUGCUGGUUUGAUCGUGGGUAGUUACUCAUAUGAUUAUUCUCAUUAUCUUGCUGAAUCUUCCUUGUCUACCUGGUUAAAAGAGAAUAAUGUCCCUGCUCUCUAUGGUAUUGAUACUCGUGCCAUGACCAAGAAGAUUAGAGAAGAAGGUGUUACUUUAGCCAAGAUUUUGUUUCCUAAAAAGCCUUCUAGUGCUAUUGAAAGCGCUGCUUCAGCUCUCGGUCUUUCUAGUUCCACCGAAGAACCUUUGAAAGAACGUUGGAUGAAAGAUUAUGAAAAUGUCGACUGGGUAGAUCCUAAUGAACGUAAUUUGGUUGCUGAAGUCUCCAUUAAGGAGCCUAAGGUAUAUUCUCCUGAUCCAGCUAAUGCGAUCAAGACCCCCUCUGGUCGUAACUUACGUGUGAUCGCUGUUGAUAUCGGUAUGAAGUACAAUCAAAUUCGUUGCUUUGUUUAUCGUGGUGUUGAACUUAAGGUAGUCCCCUGGGAUUAUGAUUUCAAUGCUGAACCUGAGGACUCCUUUGACGGUCUCUUCCUUUCUAACGGUCCUGGUGAUCCUACUACCAUUGACCUCACCAUUCAUCGUGUUCGUGAAUACAUCAAAGAUAUCAAGAAACCUAUCUUUGGUAUUUGUUUAGGUCAUCAAGUCUUGGCCCUUGCCGCUGGUGCUAAAACGAUGAAGAUGAAAUAUGGUAAUCGUGGUCAUAAUAUUCCUUGUACAAAUAUGAUCUCGGGUCGUUGUUAUAUUACUUCUCAAAAUCAUGGUUAUGCUGUUGAUGCUUCUACAUUACCCAAAAACUACAUGGAACUCUUUGUGAAUGCUAACGAUGGUUCAAAUGAAGGUUUGAUGCACACAUCUUUACCCAUCUUCUCUGUUCAAUUCCAUCCUGAAUCCACACCCGGUCCUCGUGAUACUGAAUUCCUCUUUGAUGUCUUUAUUAAUAAUAUUAAGGAUUGCCUCGAAAAGAAGGCAUUAGUACCUGUUCAGAUGCCCGGUGGUCUUAAGGCGGAUAACAUCAAGAAGAAUCCUCGUGUUCACGUCAAUAAAGUCCUUGUCUUGGGUUCAGGUGGUCUUUCGAUUGGUCAAGCUGGUGAAUUUGAUUACUCUGGUUCUCAAGCCAUUAAGGCUCUUAAAGAAGAAGGUAUCUAUACUGUCUUGAUCAAUCCCAAUAUUGCUACUAUCCAAACCUCAAAGGGUCUUGCUGAUAAAGUUUAUUUCUUACCUGUUACACCUGAUUUUGUUCGUAAGGUAAUCCAAUAUGAGAAACCAGAUGGUAUCUAUGUUACCUUUGGUGGUCAAACGGCUCUCAGUGUCGGUAUUGCUCUUAAAGAUGAGUUUGAAUCCCUUGGCGUAAAGGUCCUUGGUACUCAGAUUGAUACCAUCAUCACUACAGAAGAUCGUGAUUUAUUUGCUCAAGCCCUUUAUGAGAUUAAUGAAAAGUGUGCUAAAUCAUCCUCUGCUGUAACCGUCGAGGAAGCCCUUGAGGCUGCAAAGGAAAUCGGAUACCCUGUUAUCUGUCGUGCUGCUUAUGCCCUUGGUGGUCUCGGUUCUGGUUUUGCUGAUAAUGAGCAAGAAUUGAUUGCCCUUUGUAACAAGGCCUUUGCUACCUCUCCUCAAGUCUUGAUUGAAAAGUCGAUGAAGGGUUGGAAGGAAAUUGAAUACGAGGUCGUUCGUGACUGUCAAGACAAUUGUAUCACUGUCUGUAAUAUGGAAAAUUUUGAUCCUCUUGGUAUUCAUACGGGUGAUUCCAUUGUGGUUGCACCUUCACAAACACUAUCUGAUGAAGACUAUAACAUGCUUCGUACCACUGCUGUCAAUGUUAUUCGUCAUUUAGGUGUCGUUGGUGAAUGUAAUAUUCAAUAUGCCUUGAAUCCCUUCUCAAAGGAAUAUUGCAUUAUUGAAGUCAACGCUCGUCUCUCUCGUUCCUCUGCUUUAGCCUCUAAAGCUACAGGUUAUCCAUUGGCUUUUGUAGCUGCUAAACUUGGUUUAGGUAUUCCCUUGAAUGAAGUAUCUAACAGUGUCACUAAGGUCACUUGUGCUUGCUUUGAACCUUCACUUGAUUACUGUGUUGUUAAGAUUCCUCGUUGGGAUCUCAAGAAGUUCAAUCGUGUCAGUACUGCUCUUUCUUCUUCUAUGAAGUCUGUCGGUGAAGUCAUGGCUAUCGGUCGUACCUUUGAAGAAACUAUCCAAAAGGCUAUUCGUGCCAUUGAUUAUAACCUUGUUGGUUUCAAUUCUUCCAAUACUAUUAAGGAUGAAGAUAUUGAGUAUGAACUUACACAUCCUUCUGAUCAACGUUUGUUUGCAAUUGCUAAUGCUAUGGAAAAGGGAUAUACAGUUGAUCAUAUUUGGGAAUUGACAAAGAUUGAUAAAUGGUUCUUGAACAAAUUAAUGCGUAUUCAUAAAUUGGGAGAGCGUCUUACAGGAUUUACUAAGGCUAAUCUUCCUGGUAAUUUGAUUCGUUCGGCUAAACAGUUAGGUUUCUCUGAUCGUCAAAUUGCUAACAAGAUCAACAGCAAUGAGCUAGCUGUUCGUCGUCUUCGUCAAGAAUAUGGUAUUACACCUUUUGUUAAACAAAUUGAUACCGUUGCUGCUGAAUUCCCUGCCUUCACUAAUUAUCUUUACAUGACCUAUAAUGCUGUUGAACAUGACAUUGAAUUCAAUGAUAAUGGUAUUAUGGUUUUGGGUUCAGGUGUCUAUCGUAUUGGUUCAUCAGUUGAGUUUGAUUGGUGUGCCGUCCGUUCAAUUCGUACUUUACGUGAAAAGGGUAUUAAGACAGUCAUGGUCAAUUACAACCCUGAAACAGUAUCCACCGAUUACGAUGAAGCUGAUCGUUUGUAUUUUGAAAAUAUCAACAUUGAACGUGUAUUAGAUAUUUAUGAAAUUGAAAAGUCAUCUGGUGUCAUGAUGUCCAUGGGUGGUCAAACCCCCAACAACAUUGCCUUACCUCUUUAUCGUCAAAAUGUGAAAGUCCUUGGUACUUCACCAGAAAUGAUUGAUAACGCUGAAAAUCGUUACAAGUUCUCUCGUAUGUGUGAUAAUAUUGGUGUUGAUCAACCUCUUUGGAAGGAAUUGACAAGUUAUGAGGAAGCUGAAGUCUUCUGUGCCAAGGUUGGUUAUCCUGUCCUUGUCAGACCUUCUUAUGUUCUCUCUGGUGCUGCUAUGAACGUUGUCUUCUCUAAGGAUGAUCUUGCUUCAUAUCUUAAGGAAGCCGCUGCUGUUUCUCGCGAUUAUCCCGUUGUCAUUUCUAAAUACAUCGAGGACGCUAAAGAAAUCGAUAUGGAUGCUGUCGCUCUUGAUGGUAAACUUAUUAUGCAUGUCAUUUCUGAACAUGUUGAAAAUGCUGGUGUUCACUCAGGUGAUGCCACUCUUGUCUUACCUCCUCAAGAUUUAGCCCCUGAGACGAUCAAGAAGAUCGAAGAGGCAACUGCAAAGAUUGGUCGCGCCUUGAAUAUCACAGGUCCCUUCAAUAUUCAAUUCAUUGCAAAGAAUAAUGAAAUUAAGGUGAUUGAAUGUAACGUACGUGCUGCUCGUUCUUCACCUUUUGUUUCAAAGGUGACUGGUGUUGACUUGAUUGAGAUGGCCACCUUGGCUAUGUUGGGCUUGCCUGUCACUCCUUACCCUAAGGUUGAUAUUCCUAAAGAUUAUGUUGGUAUUAAGGUCCCUCAAUUCUCCUUCAGUCGUUUAUCUGGUGCUGAUCCUGUCUUAGGUGUCGAAAUGGCCUCUACUGGUGAAGUUGCCUGUUUCGGUAAAGACAAAUACCAAGCUUAUCUUAAGGCACUCUUGGCUACUGGCUUGACCUUACCCAAGAAAAAUAUCUUGCUUUCUAUUGGCUCUUAUAAGGAGAAGAUUGAAUUGUUGCCCUCUGUUAAGAAAUUACAUGAAUUGGGUUAUAAUUUAUUUGCCACCACGGGUACCGCUGAUUUUAUCUCUGAACAUGGCAUCCCUGUUAAACAUUUGGAUACAUUAGAUGCUGAUACAGACGAUAAGCUCAAGGCUGAAUACUCUUUACAACAACACUUAUCCAACAACUUGAUUGACAUGUACAUCAACUUGCCCUCUCGUAAUCGAUUCCGUCGUCCUGCUUCUUAUAUGUCCAAGGGUUAUCGUUCACGUCGUAUGGCUGUGGAUUAUUCUAUUCCUCUCUUGACUAAUGUCAAAUGUGCCAAAUUAUUUGUUGAAGCCCUUGCUCGCCAUAAGAACUUUGACAUCUUGAACAUUGAUUGCAAGAGUAGCCAUACACAAGCUCAGUUACCUGGUCUUUUCAACAUCAAUGCCUAUCUGGAGUCCAACGAUGAAUUUGCUGCUGUCUCUAAGGCUUCUCUCUCUGCUGGUUUCACUACCAUUGCUACCUCUGUCAAGAGUGUGACAGAUAAUAUUCAACUCAAUGAUUUAAGCGAGAGGGCACUCAAGACAAACUAUACCGAUUAUUUAUUGAAUAUUACAGCUACUUCUGAAAAUGCCGCCCAUAUUGGUGAUUACGCCUCUGAUGCAGCUGCUGUCUAUAUCCAUUCCGAUGUGAUCGGUAGCAACGUCUCUGUUCUUGAUUCAGCCUUUUCAUCAUGGCCCGAUUCUCAAUUAAUUAUGACUGAUGCUAAGGGUACCAACUUGGCUUCCAUCUUGCUCUUAGCCUCUCUUCAUAAUCGCGUUAUCCAUGUCACCAAUAUCAUUAGCAAAGAUGAUUUGGCUCUCAUCAAGAUGAGUAAAGAAAAGGGAUUAGCCGUUACCUGUGAUGUUGCUAUUUAUUCUCUCUUCUUUACAUCUGAAGAAUUCAAUCAUACUCAACUUUUACCCACUAAACAAGAUCAAGAAAUUCUUUGGAAGGAUUUGGACGUCAUCGAUUGUUUCACUAUCGGUACUGUUCCUCGUCAAUUGGCCAAGGAGUUGGGACAUGAGGUAGAUGCUACAGCUGGUAUUCAUGAGGCUUUACCCUUAUUAUUGGGUGCUGUUGCUGCUAAACGUUUAACUGUGAAGGACUUGGUUGAACGUCUUUAUGAACGCCCUCGUGCCAUCUUUGGUUUGACUCAUCCAUCUGAUGCCUCCGUUGAGGUUGUGAUCGAUCGUCAAAUCAAAUGGUCUGGACAAUGGUCUCCUCUUCUCGGUCGUACUGUUCAUGGCUCUGUCGAACGUGUCACGAUGAACGAUGUCACAUUAUUUAUGGAUGGCUCCUUUACAGAUAAGUCUAUGUUUGGACGCAAUGUGUCCUUACAAGCUCAAGCCAUUAUGGAACCCAUAAAGAAGAAGAAGAAGACGAAGACAGAAACUCCUGCUAAUCAUCAAGCUGCUGAAGUUGCCUCAGCCACUUCUGUCGCUACCACCACCGCCACUACAAAGACAACAAUCGAACAUCCUGCGAUUGUCAACAAGGAGAAGGCGCCUCAUGCUGCUGGUUCUAUUCGUUUAGCCGGUGUCGCUGGUCAACAAUUGGUAUCACUCCAAGCACCUCAAUAUGAGAUCUCUGCCUCCCUUGCACGCGUUGUAAGUCGCUCCCCCUUCUAUCGUAAACAUAUCUUAAGAUCUGCUCAAUUCGACCGUGACGAUCUUCAUCUUUUAUUCGGUGUUGCACAUGAAAUGCGUAACUUGGUUGAACUCUAUGGAUCUAUUAAUUUAUUGCAAGGACGUGUGAUGAGCACGAUGUUCUUUGAACCUUCUACACGUACUUCAUCUUCAUUUGAAGCUGCCAUGUAUCGAUUGGGUGGUCAAGUUGUGUCUGUCAGUGCUACUACCUCCUCUGUUCAAAAGGGUGAAUCCUUGGCAGAUACAGUUCGUACCCUUGGUUGCUAUGCAGAUGUCAUCAUUCUUCGCCAUCCUCAACCUGGUAGUGCUCAAAUUGCUGCUAAAUAUUCCAAGGUGCCCGUUAUCAAUGCUGGUGAUGGUAUUGGAGAACACCCUACACAAGCUUUCUUGGAUACAUUUACGAUCCGUGAGGAAUUAGGUACUGUAAAUGGACUCACGAUUACUCUUGUUGGUGACUUGAAGAAUGGCCGUACAGUCCAUUCACUUGUCAAGAUCUUGACUUACUAUCAAGUCACUAUCAACUACGUCUGUCCUGAGUCACUAGCCAUGCCAAAGGAAGUCAUGGAUGAAGUUGCAGCUGCUGGUAUUCAACAAAAUGUCUAUCGUACCUUGGAUGAGGUCAUUGGUACUACUGAUGUACUCUAUAUGACUCGUGUUCAAAAGGAAAGAUUUGAAACUGAAGAAGAAUACUUGCGUGUAAAGGAUAGUUUCAUUUUAAACAAUGAUGUCUUGAGUAAGGCCAAGUCACAAAUGAUUGUCAUGCAUCCUUUGCCACGUGUAAAUGAAAUUGAACCUGAAGUUGACUUUGAUCAAAGAGCUGCCUACUUUAGACAAAUGCGUUAUGGUCUUUAUGUUAGAAUGGCUUUAUUGGCACUUGUAAUGGGAACUCUUCGUGGUUAA
Messenger RNA from Cokeromyces recurvatus, 6822 nucleotides. RefSeq lists its product as uncharacterized. Lineage: Eukaryota; Fungi; Mucoromycota; Mucoromycetes; Mucorales; Mucoraceae. Bases 1 to 6822 code for a protein of 2273 amino acids. The record is from RefSeq and is a predicted model, not a curated record. Gene Ontology annotation, biological process: L-glutamine metabolic process; UTP biosynthetic process; L-citrulline biosynthetic process. Gene Ontology annotation, molecular function: carbamoyl-phosphate synthase (glutamine-hydrolyzing) activity; dihydroorotase activity; aspartate carbamoyltransferase activity. The transcript is spliced from 3 exons. Gene Ontology annotation, cellular component: cytoplasm; cytosol.